AUGUUGUUGAAGAUGUUCCCGAGACCCAACCGCAAGCAAACAAACAAACGAAAAAAAGGCAAGCAAGUUGCGGGUGAGCAAAGCCAACCGUCCAAACCGAAGCCGAAACAAUGGACGCAACUCGAGGAAGAAGCCCUAGCGAAGGCUUAUAUAGGCUCGUCCACACACCCCAUUAAAGGUCACAAUCAAACGGGUGGGGGGUUUUGGAAAUCGGUUUUGGCGAUGUUUCUUGAGCUAAUGGAACAAGGACCGUAUCGAGAUGUCGACUCGGUAUCUUCUAAGUGGCGAAAGAUGAGCGGGUUCGUCAACAAGUUUUCGGAAGAAUAUAAUAAAAUAUAUUCAAGUGGGCGUCGUAGUGGGAUGAGCGACGAGGAUGUCUUCAUAAAGGCAUUGAAAAAUUACAAGUCGAACCAUAAUACCACGUUCGCACACGUUCGGGCAUGGGAAGUUAUGCGAACCGCCCCAAAGUGGGUGCCGGUUCCGAACGAGGUGGAGAUGGCAAAACGUCAAAGAACCUCAGAGACCGGUAGUUAUAGCGCCGGCGGCUCGGACGGGAGAUGUCACAUAAAUUUAAACGACGACGCCUAG
Helianthus annuus (common sunflower) is the source of this 588-nucleotide messenger RNA. Its product is annotated as glutathione S-transferase T3-like. The coding region runs from base 1 to 588 and encodes 195 amino acids. NCBI's taxonomy places the organism in Eukaryota, Viridiplantae, Streptophyta, Magnoliopsida, Asterales, Asteraceae. The transcript is spliced from 2 exons. The record is from RefSeq and is a predicted model, not a curated record.